AUGUCGGUAGAACGCGAAGCCCUUGUAUACCGAGCGAAAUUGACAGAGCAGGUUGAACGAUAUGAUGAGAUGGUGGAAGCGAUGAAGAAAGUUGUGGAAGGUGGUGAGGAGUUGACUGUUGAGGAGCGCAAUCUGCUUUCUGUGGCUUACAAGAAUGUUAUUGGCUCUAGGCGAUCAUCUUGGCGUGUGUUUAGUGCAGUGGAACAGACUGAAGAACGUAAAGGUAACGUUCAAAAGCAGGCUGCAGCAAAGCGUUUCCGUGAGAUCUUGGAGUCCGAACUUGAUCACGUAUCUAAGGAAAUACUUGGUUUGAUUGACAAGCAUUUAAUUAGUUCUGCGUCAAAACCAGACUCGAAAGUCUUCUAUCUCAAGAUGAAGGGAGAUUACCACCGUUAUAUGGCAGAAUUUUCGGUUGACCCUCAACGUAAAGAAGCAGCCGCAAAAAGUGACGACGCAUACAAGGAAGCAUCCGAAAUCGCUGCUACUCAACUGCCCCCGACUCACCCGAUCAGACUAGGACUGGCGCUAAACUACUCCGUUUAUUUCUAUGAAAUUAUGAACAGCCCCGACAAAGCUUGUAAUCUGGCACGUUCUGCGUUUGAUGAUGCUAUAGCCAAACUUGAUCAGCUGUCAGAAGAAAGCUACAAAGACUCCACUUUGAUCAUGCAAUUACUACGGGACAACCUAACUUUGUGGACUUCUGAUCCUGAAGGAGAUGAUGCCAAGAAGAAUACGGAUGAACAGGCUUGA
Molecule: messenger RNA, 750 nt
Organism: Heterobilharzia americana
Lineage: Eukaryota; Metazoa; Platyhelminthes; Trematoda; Strigeidida; Schistosomatidae
Source: the annotation of a GenBank genome assembly